Messenger RNA from Heteronotia binoei (common prickly gecko), 722 nucleotides. RefSeq names its product melan-A (gene MLANA). Gene Ontology annotation, cellular component: endoplasmic reticulum membrane; melanosome; trans-Golgi network. The record is from RefSeq and is a predicted model, not a curated record. Bases 88 to 432 code for a protein of 114 amino acids. Lineage: Eukaryota; Metazoa; Chordata; Lepidosauria; Squamata; Gekkonidae. The transcript has 5 exons.
AAAAGAGGAGGGGGGUACUAUCUGGUUUUGCCGUCAGUGCUCAAGCAGCCUGGAUCUGUGAGGAAGAAGUGAACUGGACUGAACAAGAUGCCCAGGGGACAGCACUACCUAAAUGGCAGCUUUGGCAGAGGAAAAGGGUACACCUAUCUUUCAGCUGAAGAGGUUGCAGGCAUUGGAAUCCUCAUUGUGGUUCUUGGUGCUUUACUGAUUCUUGGCUGUUGGUAUUACAAAAGACGCAGUGGUUAUAAAAGCCUUCUGAGCAAGAGUUUUGGAGGGGCCACCAUGAAGACAUCAGAAGGCAAAAGUGCUUUGCUGGGUUCCAGAUUCCCCUUACAAGAAUACACUACCAACUUCAGCCAUGUGGUGCCCGAUGCUCCACCAGCUUAUGACAAGAUCUCCACCAGUCCUUUGCCACCACCUUAUGCACCGUGAAGCAGGAACAAUUAAAUCAGAAUGGAAGCUAUAACUAGGUUCUUGCUUAAAUACAUGUAUGCUCUCUCCUUUCUAGAUUUACAGAAGGAAAAAAUGUCUGUGACUAUGAAUGGUUCCAGAAACCAUUAUUGCUUAGGAAAAUCUAGGUUCGCUCUAUUGCAUUGAUGUCCUAUCCUUUGUACCUUCAUUCCACUUGCUGGAAUUAGCUUAGAAUAAGGUAUACUGUAACAUGAGAAAUUUUACAUUCAGUGUUCUACUAAGCAUAUUAAAUAUUAAAGAGUAGGAACCAG